Molecule: messenger RNA, 981 nt
Organism: Penicillium oxalicum
Lineage: Eukaryota; Fungi; Ascomycota; Eurotiomycetes; Eurotiales; Aspergillaceae
Product: Mrp/NBP35 family ATP-binding protein
Exons: 4
Coding region: 1-981 (326 amino acids)
Biological process (GO): mitochondrial respiratory chain complex I assembly; iron-sulfur cluster assembly
Cellular component (GO): mitochondrion
Molecular function (GO): ATP binding; ATP-dependent FeS chaperone activity; 4 iron, 4 sulfur cluster binding
Source: RefSeq, a predicted model, not a curated record
AUGAGUGUUGUAAGGCGAAUGUUCACGACCUCGCGGUCCUGUUUGAGCCACGACAAUCCCUUGGGUCUACCUCGAUCUGGUACUCCUCCCUCAUUUCCCCGUCGUCGUGGCUUGCCUGAAAAGCGGCGAAUUCGAGAUGUCAAGAAGAUAGUAGCUGUUUCUUCGGCGAAAGGGGGCGUUGGUAAAUCAACAGUUGCGGUAAACCUUGCCCUGGCUUUUGCUCGCCGAGGCAUCAAAACAGGGAUCUUAGACACCGAUAUCUUCGGUCCAUCAAUCCCAACUCUGCUCAAUUUAUCCGGCGAGCCGCGUCUCGAUGAACACAACUGCCUUGUCCCACUCACAAACUAUGGCCUCAAGUCCAUGUCAAUGGGCUACCUGCUCCCUCAAACGCAGCCGGAUAGUACUACGGGGGAAUUGCCCAUGGACACGACUCCAAUCACCUGGCGUGGCCUAAUGGUCACCAAGGCCAUGCACCAGCUUCUUCACUCGGUCUCCUGGGGACCACUCGACGUCCUGGUGAUGGAUCUUCCCCCAGGCACUGGUGACGUUCAACUGACGAUCAAUCAAGAAAUCAUCAUUGACGGAGCAGUCAUUGUCACAACCCCUCAAGAUAUCGCUCUCCGGGACGCCGUACGUGGUUUUGGCAUGUUCCAGCGCAUGGAUGUACCAGUCCUAGGUAUGGUGCGCAACAUGGCCUACUUCGCAUGCCCAAACUGUGGGCAUCAAACUCGCAUUUUCUCCCAUGGAGAUAGCCAGCACUCCCACGUGCAUGAAACAGACCGAGGGGUGGUUUCAGAAUGCAAGCGCCUCGGGGUCGAUUUCCUGGGUGAUAUCCCUUUGGAUGCGCAAGUCUGCGAAGAUGCGGACCGUGGGAAGCCCACCGUCGUGGCAGAGGAAUCGCUGGAACAGAGUCCUCGCCGUCAGGCCUUCCUCGAUGUCGCCGAACAAAUCGCCACGAAAAUCGGCUUAAAGUGGCAAUAG